This is a messenger RNA of Salvelinus fontinalis (brook trout), 2685 nucleotides long. Its product is annotated as RNA-binding motif, single-stranded-interacting protein 3-like. The coding region runs from base 1176 to 2468 and encodes 430 amino acids. The record is from RefSeq and is a predicted model, not a curated record. The transcript is spliced from 14 exons. Gene Ontology annotation, cellular component: nucleus; ribonucleoprotein complex; cytosol. Gene Ontology annotation, molecular function: mRNA 3'-UTR binding; poly(A) binding; poly(U) RNA binding. NCBI's taxonomy places the organism in Eukaryota, Metazoa, Chordata, Actinopteri, Salmoniformes, Salmonidae.
UACUCUUCAGCACAGUGUGGAGCAGACAGCAGCAGCGACACACACACACAUUGCUCUCAGUAAACUGCUCGUAGUUACACACACAUGCGGGGAAACAAGACAUCAGGGAAACAAGACAUCAGGGAAAUAAGACAUCUGGGAAGCACUGAGUAGAGAGAGAGAGAGAGAGAGAGAGAGAGAGAGAGAGAGAGAGAGAGAACAGAGGGGAAGAGGAGCUGCUGAGCUGACGGGAUUGUCAUCUUUCUCUGUGUGGAUAUCUCUGGAUCUCUGGGUUUCCUUUUCCACACCUUGACCGGAGUUUCUAGUGGAUUCCUUCUCUGCUCAUGUUAUUUCACUGGAGGUGACCCGGCAGACAGGGUCUCAGUUUCUGCUCCAGACCACCCUCCUAUCUGUCCCUCUCGUUCUCUCUCCGGCCCAGCUACGACGUCCGUCUGUAUCGCCGCUGUGUCUCUGUCUGGAGCCUAGUGUCUGGCCAGGAUAACAGCAAGACACUGUACACGCAUCGUGAAAGAGAGAGAGACAGAGGAGAGAACAAAAGUGAAGUCAGGACAAGAGAGAGAAAGCGAAAGAGAGAGAGCUUUUUAGAGUAGUUCAAGCUACAAACACCCCCUUCCCUCCUCCUACCCUCCUCCUCCCUCCUCCUCUCACUCCCUUCUUUAUUUCUCUCCUAUUCCUCCUCUUCCUGGAUCACCUUCCUUCGCUCCUCCUCUUCCUGGAUCUCCUUCCUUCGCUCCUCUCCUCCUCUUCUCCCUCCUUCCCUUGCUCCUCUCCUCCUCUUCUCCCUCCUUCCCUCGCUCCUCUUCUCCCUCCUUCCCUUACUCCUCUCCUCCUCUUCUCCCUCCUUUCCUCGCUCCUCUCCUCCUCUUCUCCCUCCCUUGCUCCUCUCCUCCUCUUCUCCCUCCUUCCCUCGCUCCUCUCCUCUUCUUCUCUCAUCCUCCCAGCUAGGAGAGGGUGAAUCUGGGACUCCCACUGAGCAGACAGACAGAAGAACAGCUAGAGGUCCCAUCCAUCACUCUCUCUCUCGCUCACGUCUCUCUGUUUUGAGAAGAGGAUCUUGCCUCCGCCCCGACCCAGGGAUAGGAACCAGGGGUCCAGGCCAAGAGGCAGUCACUGUGUUACUGGAACCCAGCCAGAGAGACUCUGUCUCCUGCUACGGCCAGAAGGAUUCCUGCUACAUGGGUAAACGCUUGGAACAGCAACAGAUGUACCCCCAAUACAUCUACUAUUACCCCCACUACCUCCAGACUAAGCAGUCCUAUGCCCCUCCGCCUUCCACCAUGGUCCCUCCCAGUCCCAGCCCUAACAACGGUCACCACGGAGGAGGAGGAGGCUGUAGUAUGGAGCAGCUCAGUCAAACUAACCUGUACAUCAGAGGACUGCCCCCUGGGACCAGUGACCAGGACCUCAUCAAACUCUGUCAACCAUAUGGGAAAAUAGUGUCAACCAAGGCCAUACUGGACAAGAACACUAAUCAAUGCAAAGGAUAUGGCUUUGUGGACUUUGACAGCUCGACAGCAGCCCAGAAAGCUGUAGCCUCUCUAAAGGCCAGCGGAGUCCAGGCACAGAUGGCCAAGCAACAGGAACAGGACCCUACUAACCUGUACGUCUCCAACCUGCCUGUAUCCAUGGAUGAGCAGGAGCUGGAGAACCAGCUGACACCGUUCGGUCACGUCAUCUCCACACGGGUCCUACGGGACGCCAACGGGGCCAGCAGAGGAGUCGGCUUCGCCAGGAUGGAGUCAACAGAGAAGUGUGCUGUGGUGAUUCAACAUUUCAACGGGAAGUUUCUCCAGACUCCACCAGGCGUACCAGCUCCUGUAGAACCUCUACUCUGUAAGUUUGCAGAUGGAGGACAGAAGAAGAGGCUGAACCAGAACAAGUAUCCCCAGAAUGGACAACCAUGGACCAGAGAUGGAGAGAGUGGCAUGACGUUGACAUAUGACCCCACUGCAAUGCAUAAUGGGUUCUACUCCUCUCCAUACAUCUCCACCAAUAGGAUGAUAGCACAAACAUCCAUCACUCCCUUUGUCGCUGCCUCACCCGUCUCCACGUACCAGGUCCAGAAUACAUCCUGGAUGCCUCAUCAACAGUAUGUUAUGCACCCUACCGGUGCUGUGAUAACCCCAUCUAUGGACCUCUCCAUGCCCAUGCAGCCCUCCAGUAUGAUGGCUCCUAUAACACAGCAGAUUAACCACAUGUCCCUGGGAAACACAGGAACCGUAAGUCCCUCUGACUGUAAUCCUGCUGUGUCAUCUAUCACCCACCAGCAGUACAUGUCUGCAGCAGCUGCUCCUAUUCAAGGAUCCUACGUUCAUCAGUACACUGCAGUGCCAGCCUCCGCCCUCUCAGUGGACGCAGUGGUGACAGAAGACUCGCCCCGGACUGUACCUCCCUCCUCGCAGGUCCCUAAUGGACAGCCACCCCUGGACAACGACUCACCUGCCUACUCCUACCAACAGACUAAAUAACAGGAGGAUGAGGAGCGAUUGUUCCGGUAACUGCAUUGCCCUGAGACAGGGGCUCCACUGAAGCACUGGAGGGAUGGAGGGAGGAACACACGGAGGAAAAAGAGAGAUCGUUUUAUAUUUGCACAAGCAUAAAAAAAAACUUUGUUUUAUCUGUCCUGAGAUGGAGAGAAGAGAGAGAGAAGAGAGAGAGAGAGAGAGAGAGAGAGAGAGAGAGAGA